Kogia breviceps (pygmy sperm whale) is the source of this 1480-nucleotide messenger RNA. RefSeq names its product tissue factor pathway inhibitor 2 (gene TFPI2). NCBI's taxonomy places the organism in Eukaryota, Metazoa, Chordata, Mammalia, Artiodactyla, Physeteridae. Gene Ontology annotation, biological process: negative regulation of peptidase activity. The record is from RefSeq and is a predicted model, not a curated record. Gene Ontology annotation, molecular function: serine-type endopeptidase inhibitor activity. Gene Ontology annotation, cellular component: extracellular region.
GACGGCAGGGUCACAGCUCUCAGGGCAUGAAUCAGUCUCCCCUCCAGACUCCGCAAAGGCGCGCUCCGCCCUGUCCCGGGUCAGAAGGACGCUCACCCUACAUAAAGCAGCGGCACCCACCACGCUGGAACUCAGACUGCCUCGAGGUUGGACGCUGUGCACCUUCCUCCCGCUGGCACAUUCUGGAGACGCCUCACCCGGGCAGCUUGAAUCCGGACACCAUGUACUCUGUUCGCCCCCUCCGACUGGUGGUUCUGCCGCUGCUCCUGGUUGGGACUGCGCUGGGAGAUGCUCCUCAAGCGCUGCCAGGAAAGAACGCGGAGAUCUGCCUCCUGCCCCCGGAUGAAGGGCCCUGCCGGGCCCGCAUCCCCAGUUACUACUAUGACAGGUAUACGCAGAGCUGCCGCAAGUUCAUGUAUGGGGGCUGCGAGGGCAAUGCCAACAAUUUCGAAACCCGGGAGGCCUGCGAUGAAGCUUGCUGGAGGAUAGAGAAAGUUCCCAAGAUUUGCCGGCUAGAAGUCAGUAAGAGGCACUGUGGCGAGCUCAGAGAAGUGUAUUUCUUCAAUCUAAGUUCCAUGGCAUGUGAAAAAUUCAUAUCUGGCGGGUGUCACAGGAGUAAGAAUCGGUUCCCGGAUGAAGCUACUUGUAUGGGCUUCUGUGCUCCAAAGAAAGGUCCAUCAUUUUGCUAUAGUCCAAAAGAUGAGGGACUAUGCUCUGCUAAUGCAACUCGCUAUUAUUUUAAUCCAAGACACAAAGCCUGUGAGGCCUUCACCUAUACCGGCUGCGGAGGGAAUCACAAUAACUUUGUUAAUGUGAAGGACUGCAAACGCAUUUGUGUAAAAGCCUUGAAAAAGAAAAAGAACAAGAAGAUGCCAAAGCUUCUCUUUGCAAGUAGAAGGCUGAAAAUUAAGAAGAAGCAAGUUUAACCCUUUUUUUUUUUCAUAUGUCAUCUUGUGAAUGCCUUUAUGGUUAUUAUCUGAAGGAUAAUAUGGUAACACAAGUAAGCGAAUCCUUAGUGAUUUAUUCACCAAUUCUUAUAUGUUACAUUUUUAAAUUUGUGUAUUUUUUAUACAUAACUAGCUGCUAUUCAAAUGUGAAUCUAUUAUUUUAAAUUUAAUGUUCAACUAUUUUUUAUGAGGUUAAAUUCUUGCUGUGUAUAAGAUAUAAAAGCAAAUAUGUCUCACCCAGUUCUUGGGGUUGCUCUCCCUGAUUUCAGAAGAUGACAGUAACUGAAAAAUAUAAGACAAUAUAAUCAUAUUCUUUUAACACAUAGGUUUAUAAAAAGGACCAGAAAAUAUAUUUAAUUUUGCAUUUAAAAGUUAGAUUAUAUUUUGGGCCCAAGGAGACAAACUUGCAGACUUACCAACACUUCAAAAAAUGUUACAAAUGCUAUUAUGUAGACACUGCUAACUUACUUCUAUUUCUACAGCGUCAUUUAAAAGAUAAUAAAAUAAAGUAACUUUUUUGACUGAAUUAAAAA